CAUGUUGUACAUUCGUCAGGUUGUUUCGUUAUUUCAGUUUCUUUCCUCUUCUUUUUUUCUUCCUUUUUCUUUUCGGUCUUCUAUUGGUUAAUGGAGGACGUUUCUGCAGCUGCAGAAUAAAAUAUUUUCGUAAUUUUGAGAAAAAUUGCCAAUAAAAAUGAGUUUAGCCAACGCAAGACCUCUGGUCUCCGUAUAUUCGGAAAAGAAUGAACAAAUCAAGGAAAAGAGCAUCUGCUUGCCAGCAGUGUUCAAGGCCCCCAUUCGUCCCGAUGUCGUCAACGAUAUCCACCAAUUGAUGCGUCGUAACAAGCGUCAACCUUACGCUGUCAGCGAACAAGCCGGUCACCAAACCUCUGCUGAAUCUUGGGGUACUGGUCGUGCUGUUGCUCGUAUUCCCCGUGUCCGUGGUGGUGGUACUCACCGCUCCGGCCAGGGUGCUUUCGGUAACAUGUGCCGUGGUGGUCGUAUGUUCGCCCCAACCAAGACUUUCCGUCGUUGGCACCGUAAGGUCAAUGUAAACCAACGCCGUUACGCUUUGGUCUCUGCCAUCGCUGCUUCUGGCGUUCCAGCCCUUGUCCAAUCUAAGGGUCACAUUAUUGAUGGCGUCUCUGAAUUCCCAUUGGUCGUCUCUGAUGAAGUUCAAAAAUUGCAAAAGACCAAGCAAGCUGUUGUCUUCCUCAGACGCAUGAAGAUCUGGGCUGACAUCCAAAAGGUGUACAAAUCCCAACGUUUCCGUGCUGGCCGUGGUACUAUGCGCGAUCGUCGCCGCAUUGCCCGUCGUGGACCCCUCAUUGUUUACUACAAGGAUGAAGGUUUGCGUCGCGCCUUCCGUAACAUCCCUGGCAUUGAAACUAUGUCCGUUGAUAAAAUGAACUUGUUGAAAUUGGCUCCUGGUGGCCAUGUUGGUCGUUUCGUCAUCUGGACCGAAUCUGCUUUCGCUCGCCUCAACGAGCUCUUCGGUACCUGGAAAUCUGGUUCCACCUUGAAGAAGGGCUACAACCUUCCUCAACCUAAGAUGGCCAACACUGACUUGUCUCGCCUUCUUAAAUCUGAAGAAAUCCGCAAGGUGCUCCGUGACCCUCGCAAGAAGGUCUUCCGUCGUGUCCGCCGUCUCAAUCCAUUGUCCAAUGUUCGUCAACUCAUCAAGUUGAAUCCUUAUGCUGAGGUUCUCCGUCGCCGCGCCGCUUUGGCCGCCGAAAAACGUACCAUUGCUAAGGCUGUCGCCAAGGCAAAGAAGAACAACGUUGAAUUGGCCAAGAACCACUUUGCCGUUGUCGCCACCAAAGCCGCUGCCAACCGCGCUAAAAUGCUACAGAAGGCCUUUGAAGCUAGAAAGAAGAAAGCCGCUGCUGCCCCCAAGAAGAAGUAAACUUUUAAAAAGUUUAAUGUGAGGCGUGUUUUUUAAAUUUCUUUUAAAGCUACAAAUGUAUGAAUUUUUUUCAUAAAUUAAAAAAAAUACAUAAAACCAACUUAAAAUUUAA
This is a messenger RNA of Musca domestica (house fly), 1481 nucleotides long. RefSeq names its product large ribosomal subunit protein uL4 (gene RpL4). The transcript is spliced from 4 exons. Gene Ontology annotation, biological process: translation. The coding region runs from base 158 to 1369 and encodes 403 amino acids. The record is from RefSeq and is a predicted model, not a curated record. Lineage: Eukaryota; Metazoa; Arthropoda; Insecta; Diptera; Muscidae. Gene Ontology annotation, cellular component: cytosolic large ribosomal subunit; ribosome. Gene Ontology annotation, molecular function: RNA binding; structural constituent of ribosome.